Messenger RNA from Paramecium tetraurelia, 1236 nucleotides. RefSeq lists its product as uncharacterized. The transcript is spliced from 2 exons. The record is from RefSeq and is a predicted model, not a curated record. NCBI's taxonomy places the organism in Eukaryota, Ciliophora, Oligohymenophorea, Peniculida, Parameciidae.
AUGAAGUUGAAUAAUAGAAGGAAUUAUUGGAAAGAGAGGAAGAAAAGAAAAUUAAAUUUAAAUUGGAUUUCUCAAUAGAGUAGAUCAAAUACAAAUACUUAUUCCCAUUUAAUCAGACAUUUUAAAGAGAAAUAGAAUUAGAAUAUGGUCAAUUAGGACAGACUAGAAUUUCAAUAAAAUGAUGAAACGCAUUCAGAACAUGAUAAGUUUUUGGUCUUUGAGAGCAAAAUAUUCUAAUUGCCUUUUAUUCAUAUAGAAAUUCCAGCACCGCUACUGAAGGAUGUACAGAGACCUCCGAACAUCAAACCAGAAGAUAUUGAAAAAGUCUUAAAAUAAAUAGAUAAAUUGUUUCCUAAAAGCAUCUUCCCAAUAAAGGCAAGCGCUAAGAGUUAAGAGAAAUAAUAGUAAUAGUAAUAACAAGUAAAUAAAGAAAAAGUAAGUGAUGAUGUAGAAACGCGAUAUAUAGUAUUUGAGAAACAUUAGGUUGACAAUGUAUUUUAAUUGAUCCAGAAAAGUGAGAUGGUAAAAUUGAUUGGAUUGUUCCUUCAUUUGUCGUAUUGGUUAGUGUUUGGUGUAACAUUGCCAAUUUAAAUAUAAACACUAACAAAAAAGUAAAUGUAUAUAUAGAUGAUGGAAAUCAUUGAAUCAUUUCAAUCAUUUUAUGCUCCUAAAUUGUGGAUGCAUUUAAUUAUGCCUAUGAUAUUAGUUUCAUUGAAGAUGGCUACUGAAUAUUUAUACAAAAAUCAUUACAUUAUAUUUUUUGAGAAACCGAGAACAGAAAUAAACACACCAGGUAAUAUUGCUAUGGAUAAAAUCUUUCAUUUUGCUGAUAGAUUAUUUGAUUAGAAUAAUUUAUUUUGCAGAUUCAUAUUUUUAGAGAGUAGCAAAUAAAAAAAGAUAGGUAAUGAUGCUAAAUUUAUGCAUAAAAGAAUAUUUGGUGUUUCACCUUAUUUAGAUAUCAUGAUUUAGAAUCCAUAAAACAGUAGAACUAGAGCCAUCAUAGCUAAACAAAGGGAUAUAGACAUAAGAGAUAAAAUAUUAACAAUAGGUGAGAGGAAAUUGACUCAAACAAUGCCACCCAUCUUGAGAUAACAAAGUACUAAGGAGGAGAAGGACAAAAUAGAAAUAGCGUAGAAAGCUAAAAUGUUUAGUGUUGUGUUAAGUAGAAUGCAGUAAGACUUCGAGAAAGUGUUGAAGGAGAAGGAAGUCUUAAAGCUGAAAUAGAUUCAAUGUUGA